Messenger RNA from Microthlaspi erraticum, 1494 nucleotides. The record is from the annotation of a GenBank genome assembly. NCBI's taxonomy places the organism in Eukaryota, Viridiplantae, Streptophyta, Magnoliopsida, Brassicales, Brassicaceae.
AUGACAAAUAACGCAGCUGCUUGUGCUGAGAGGGCCACUAAUGAUAUGCUGAUUGGUCCAGAUUGGGCUAUCAACAUUGAACUCUGUGAUAUCAUCAACAUGGAUCCUAGUCAAGCAAAAGAAGCAGUGAAGGUGCUCAAGAAACGAUUAGGAAGUAAAAACUCCAAAGUGCAGAUUCUUGCUCUUUAUGCAUUGGAAACGCUGAGUAAGAAUUGUGGCGAGAGCGUGUACCAGCUUAUCGUUGAGCGUGAUAUUUUGCCUGAUAUGGUCAAAAUAGUCAAGAAAAAGCCAGACCUCACUGUGAGGGAGAAGAUACUUAGUUUGUUAGAUACAUGGCAAGAAGCUUUUGGCGGAAGAUACCCUCAGUAUUCCAAUGCUUACAAUGAACUCAGGUCUGCUGGAGUUGAGUUCCCACCUCGCACCGAGAGCAGUGUGCCAUUCUUUACUCCACCACAGACUCAGCCCAUUAUUGCUCACGCCGCUCCAUCAGAUGAAGAUGCUGCUAUUCAGGCUUCUCUGCAAAGUGAUGAUGCUUCUGCACUCAGCGUGGAAGAGAUUCAAAGCGCUCAGGGAUCAGUUGAUGUUUUGACGGACAUGCUUGGGGCUCUUGAUCCAAGCCAUCCAGAGGGUUUGAAGGAAGAACUUAUAGUUGACUUGGUAGAGCAGUGCCGUACUUAUCAGAGACGUGUAUUGACUCUGGUGAACACUACUUCAAAUGAGGAACUUCUGUGUCAAGGAUUGGCAUUGAACGACAAUUUGCAGCGUGUUCUUCAGCACCAUGAUGAUAAGGCAAAAGGAAACUCUGUUCCUGCAACAGCUCCAGCUCCAAUACCGCUUGUUAGCAUCAACCAUGACGACGACGACGAUGAGUCAGAUGAUGAUUUUUCUCAGCUAGCUCACAGGUCGAAAAGAGAGAGCGCAAGAGGAGCUGGACAAGGGAGUUUCAACCCUAUUCUUCCUCCUCCACCACCUACAAUGAGGCCAGUGCAUGUUGAGUCCGGUGCCAUGGACUUCCUCAGCGGCGAUGUCUACAAACCUCAAGAACCCUCAGAGAGUGUAAAGCCUCCGAGUACUUCCCAUCGAGACUCUUCUGCUCCUAUUUUCGAUGAGCCAAUUCCCCGGAGCAAAUCCCCUGAGGAAGCUUUGUUCACCAAACCGGUUUACGACAGAAGUGAGCAAUUGCCUCCGCCUGCUCCAUGGGAUCCUGAAGGAACCAGGGUGUUCCCACCACCAAUGUCUGCAAGAACCAGGAGGAAAGAAUACGUCCAGCCAAGUAACGUUCCUCAACACUCAAGCAGUGGCUCUGAUUCCUCUUAUGACGAUCUCAUUGGACAGUCCCGGAACCUCUCUCUGAAUCCAACCGCCCCUUCUGCUGCUGCCGCUUCCACACCACCGAAGAAAGAUGACAAACCAGAGGAUAUCCUUUUCAAAGACCUGGUUGACUUUGCCAAAACCAGGAAAUCUUCGUCUUCUUCUUCCUCCAAACCCUUCUGA